This is a messenger RNA of Cimex lectularius (bed bug), 1531 nucleotides long. Its product is annotated as retinol dehydrogenase 11-like. Lineage: Eukaryota; Metazoa; Arthropoda; Insecta; Hemiptera; Cimicidae. The coding region runs from base 175 to 1098 and encodes 307 amino acids. The record is from RefSeq and is a predicted model, not a curated record. The transcript is spliced from 8 exons.
GUCAUUAUUCCCAAAUUAUUAUGCAAUUUUCAAUUUUUGAACUGUGAACUGAACUAGUUUAUUCCCAAUUGAAUAUUCAAGGCAGUUGUACGAGGAAUAUUUGGAUCCAGCAUCCCUCAAAGUGAUAUUGAUUGAUACAAAAACAAAGGCCGAGCAUUAUAUUUCAAGGUGGUAAUGGGUUGGUUUUCAAAUGGGAAAUGUACGAGCAAAGUAAGGUUGGAUGGAAAAACAGCGGUUAUUACAGGAGCCAAUACUGGGAUUGGAAAGAAAACUGCACUCGAUCUUGCUAAAAGAGGUGCGACAGUCAUAAUGGCAUGCAGAAACAUCGACAAAGCUAAAGAAGCGACAAAAGGAAUAAAAAAGUGUGGAAAUGAAAAGGUUAUUGUUGAAAAACUCGACCUUUCUUCACUGCAGUCAGUCCAGGAUUUUUGUACACGGAUACAAAAAAAUCACCAGAAUAUUCAUCUGCUCAUAAACAAUGCUGGAGUUAUAACUAAGUUAAGAGAAUUGUCAGUUGACGGCUAUGAAAUGCAUUUUGCCACAAAUCACCUUGGACAUUUUCUUCUCACACUACUCCUUCUGCCAACGAUAAUUGCUCCUCAACCUGCUAGAAUUGUCAAUGUUUCUUCCAAAUUUCAUAUUUUUACUCGAUCUUUACAUUUUGAUGAUGUAAAUUUGGAAAAGUCGUAUCAAACACUGUUAGCUUAUGCAAGGAGUAAGUUAGCUAAUAUUCUUUUCACUAGAGAAUUAGCACACAGGCUAAAGGACACUGGUGUAAACGUUUAUUGCUUACACCCAGGUGUGGUGCGCACUGAAAUAUCUCGCCAUGUUGAUAGUUCAUUUUUUCGAGGUGCAAGAUGGCUUUACCACACAGUCGGCUAUCCAUUCAUGAAAAGCCCUAAACAGGGAGCACAGACGACACUUUAUUGUGCACUAGAUGAAAAGACAGCAAACAAUACCGGGCUUUAUUAUGAUGAUUGCAAAGUAUCCUGCACAUCAGCAUUAGCGAAGAAUGAUGAGGUUGCAAAAGAGUUGUGGGAGGAACCAACCAAAAAAGGAAGAGCUGGAGGAUUUUUUUUUUCAUCAAGAAAUAAUUGAAUACACUGGAAAACUGCACAUUCUCAAGAUAUAUGACUCUGAAAAUUGUACAUUUGCCUCCUAAUUAUUAUUGCAUCCUUGUUGCAUAAUUAUAUAAUAGUGUUAAGUAUUGCAGCAAGUAUAAACUGAAAGGGGAGGCUUAGAGUGAAUUGCUACUUUGUUUAGAUCAAAAGGCAUCAAGAGAAAUGCGUACAAUUGUUCAUACAAUCAAAGUUCUUAGAGACUACGUUCAAAGUAAAGCAAUUACACAGUGUGCAGCUUGAAAAGAGGAGAAAUGAAAAUACCAACCUACAGCUAGACAUGGUAUGAUGGUGCAUAUAUCAAACAGCCUACCAUUGAACACCUCCAAAACACAACCAACGACCUUCAAUCCUUUUAAAAAAAGAUGGUUCCUACUCACAUUAAGUUAUAAAUUGGGGGUUUCGGGUUCAUU